Messenger RNA from Homalodisca vitripennis (glassy-winged sharpshooter), 1520 nucleotides. It is a transcript of the gene NANS, whose product is annotated as sialic acid synthase. Gene Ontology annotation, biological process: carbohydrate biosynthetic process. Gene Ontology annotation, molecular function: N-acylneuraminate-9-phosphate synthase activity. The record is from RefSeq and is a predicted model, not a curated record. NCBI's taxonomy places the organism in Eukaryota, Metazoa, Arthropoda, Insecta, Hemiptera, Cicadellidae.
CGCUGUCAUAACAGAAUGUUUACUAAGAGAGGCAGCAAUGAUUAUGAACUGAUGGCAACAUCCAGUCCUGUUGUUUUGCUUGCAAAUGGCCAACCUGUUGGAGGAGAGUCUCCAUGUUUCAUAAUAGCAGAAAUAGGCCAGAAUCAUCAAGGGAAUGUCAGCAUCGCGAAGGAUCUUAUACUUGCUGCAAAGCAAUGCGGGGCAGAUUGUGUUAAGUUCCAAAAAAGUGAUCUAUUGGAGAAGUUUACUUCAACAGCCCUGGCUCGUCCCUACCUAAGUACUCACUCGUGGGGAAAAACGUAUGGAGAACACAAAGCACAUCUUGAGUUCUCUGAUGAUGAGUACGAACAACUCAAGAAGUACGCUCAAGAAAUUGACAUUCUAUUUACUGCAUCUGGUAUGGACCAGGUGUCAAUCACAGUAUUGGAUUCAUGGGAUGUUCCAUUCAUAAAAAUUGGUUCAGGAGAUUCUGACAAUAUACUUUUGAUCAAGAAGGCAGCAAAACUCCAUAGGCCUCUAUUUAUAUCCACUGGCAUGCUUGAUAUGGAUGGUGUGAGAAUGAUACACCAGGCAGUGACUCAGUUCCACAGAAAGCUGGUACUGUUGCACUGCGUGUCCGCUUACCCUACUCCGGCGGCAGCGGUAAACCUGCGAGUGCUGCAGUUGUACCAACAACAGUUUCCUGAUGUUCCAAUUGGCUACUCAGGCCAUGAACUUGGAACAUCAGUUUCUGUGGCUGCCGUUGCGCUCGGAGCAAAGGUGAUAGAGCGACACCUGACUCUCAGUAAGGAAUGGAAGGGCAGUGAUCAUGUUUGUUCACUGGAACCUGAUGAGUUUGCACAGAUGGUGAGGGACAUUCGCCAAGUGGAACUGGCACUGGGAAGUCCCAUCAAGCAGUUUCUGCCUUGUGAAGUGCCCUGUCAAGACAAGCUGGGCAAGAGUGUAGUGGCAGCAGAAGAUUUGCUCAAAGGGUUGAAGAUUUCCGAGGAGAAUAUAAAAAUCAAAGUUUCCCAUCCUGCAGGGAUAAGGUGUAAAUAUUUGAAUUCACUCAUUGGAAAAACUCUUGUCACUGAUGUUAGGAAAGAUGAACCCAUUAAUUUUUUUGACGUUUCUUAAAAAUCCUAAUAUUUUUUUAGUUCUUAUAGUGCCAAAGAUUGUUAAAUACAAGAAUAAUUGUUGUAUUAAAUAAUUUAUUUAAAAAGACAUUGUGAAAAAUGUAAUAUACCUCUAAAAUACUAUAUAAAUAUAUCGUCAUUCCUUUAAUUUCUUGUUGACAUGAGUAAUAGAUCGAGUUUGAUAUUAUUUUAUUUCUAAGAACUAAAUGUAUUUUGGCAACUAGUCUUAAGUGUUUAGAUAUAAGCACUUGUAUUUUGUGUGGCUGUGUAUAUUUUACAAAUUUUUUUCUUGAUCUCAUAAUUUUACUUAAUGCUUCUAAAGACUAAAGUAGGAAAAUGUGAAUUAUAUGUUGAUUGUAUUUUAAAUGUAAUUAAAGUACGUUUUUUACUUGCCCGAAACGAAAA